UUCAACUGCAUGCACAUCCGCCUUCGGAGAUUAUUUUCCAGCUCACGUCCCCCUUUUUCUUUCAUCCGUUCACUUUUGCACCCGGUGCGUUUUUCGGGUUUUCCGACCAGUUUCUGGAGCCAUGCGGGUGCUGCUGCUGCUGGCGCUGGCGGGCUUGUCCCUGGUUGUGCGCGGAGCCGACAAGAAGAAGCUGCAGAUCGGCAUCAAGAAACGCGUGGACAACUGCGCCGUGAAGUCCCGUAAGGGCGACGUGCUGCACAUGCACUACACCGGCAAGCUGGAGGACGGCACCGAGUUCGACAGCAGCAUCCCCCGGGACAGGCCCUUCACCUUCACGCUGGGCACCGGCCAGGUGAUCAAGGGCUGGGACCAGGGCCUGCUGGGCAUGUGCGAGGGCGAGAAGAGGAAGCUGGUGAUCCCCGCGGAGCUGGGCUACGGAGACCGCGGAGCUCCGCCCAAGAUCCCCGGCGGAGCCACGCUCAUCUUCGAGGUGGAGCUGCUCAGCAUCGACCGGAGGUCCGACCUCUGACCGAGACACACGGGGAGAGGAUGAUGGGCUUUAUUGUUCCAGGAGGUGCUGCAGCAUUAGGUGGAGACCGUUUGAUGAAGGGUGGAGGGAAAAUCUCAGAGUCAAGUCAACACUGAGCCAUUCUCUCCUUUUUUUAUUGGCUUCGAUCAUUGUGACCUGAUGUAUUGGACUUUGGUUGUUUUAUGAUACGAGAACUGACGGCUGGUGUGGUAAACACGAGGAGAGCUGACAGUCAGCAGCUAAGUCCAGCCCUGCAGAGCCCUGGUGAUCACAGUGCCCUGCUGCUUCAUCAUUGGCAUCUUUAUUUUCAUGUGUUUUCUAAGCAGGUUAAUUGACAUCUCUGUUUUUUUCUUUUACAAUGAAUUUACACUGUUAACCAGACCGAGGUCAGGAUAGUGAAAGGUCAUUUUUCUCAAUGAGUAUGUGAUUUAAAAAUAAAACAUUGACCUCAUGGUGACCCUUAAA
Cololabis saira (Pacific saury) is the source of this 994-nucleotide messenger RNA. RefSeq names its product FKBP prolyl isomerase 2 (gene fkbp2). Gene Ontology annotation, biological process: protein peptidyl-prolyl isomerization. Gene Ontology annotation, molecular function: peptidyl-prolyl cis-trans isomerase activity. Lineage: Eukaryota; Metazoa; Chordata; Actinopteri; Beloniformes; Belonidae. The record is from RefSeq and is a predicted model, not a curated record. Bases 122 to 529 code for a protein of 135 amino acids. The transcript has 2 exons.